This is a messenger RNA of Onychomys torridus (southern grasshopper mouse), 4124 nucleotides long. RefSeq names its product dual specificity phosphatase 16 (gene Dusp16). Gene Ontology annotation, cellular component: cytoplasm; nucleus. Bases 1 to 1716 code for a protein of 571 amino acids. The record is from RefSeq and is a predicted model, not a curated record. Gene Ontology annotation, molecular function: MAP kinase tyrosine/serine/threonine phosphatase activity; protein tyrosine/threonine phosphatase activity. The transcript is spliced from 5 exons. NCBI's taxonomy places the organism in Eukaryota, Metazoa, Chordata, Mammalia, Rodentia, Cricetidae. Gene Ontology annotation, biological process: protein dephosphorylation; negative regulation of MAPK cascade.
AUGCAAACUCCUGUAGAGCGGAAAGCUGAUGAUAAACUUGGGAAAGUACAAGCAGAUCUUGAAAUGACUGGCGACUGCAGGAUUCGGAAGAACUUCCUUAAACGUGGGUUUGCUGAAUUCUCUCGUUGUUUCCCUGGCCUCUGUGAAGGAAAAUCCACUCUAGUCCCUACCUGCAUAUCUCAGCCUUGCUUACCUGUUGCCAACAUUGGGCCAACUCGAAUUCUUCCCAAUCUCUAUCUUGGCUGCCAGCGAGAUGUCCUCAACAAGGAGCUGAUGCAACAGAAUGGGAUUGGCUAUGUGUUAAAUGCUAGCAAUACCUGUCCGAAGCCUGACUUCAUACCUGAAUCUCACUUCCUGCGAGUGCCUGUGAAUGACAGCUUUUGUGAAAAAAUUCUGCCCUGGUUGGACAAGUCUGUGGAUUUCAUUGAGAAAGCAAAAGCUUCCAAUGGCUGUGUGCUGGUUCAUUGCUUAGCUGGGAUCUCUCGCUCCGCCACCAUUGCUAUUGCCUACAUCAUGAAGAGGAUGGACAUGUCUCUAGAUGAGGCUUACAGGUUUGUGAAAGAAAAAAGACCUACCAUAUCUCCGAACUUUAAUUUUCUGGGCCAACUCAUGGACUUUGAGAAGAUGAUUAAGAAACAGACUGGAGUGUCAGGGCCAAAGAGCAAACUCAAGCUGCUGCACCUGGACAAAGCCAGUGAGCCUGCGGCCUCGGAGGGUGGACGGAAGAGUGCACUGUCUCUCAGUCCACCCUGUGCCAACUCUACCUCAGAGGCAGCAGGGCAAAGGCUUAUGCAUCCUGCCAGUGUGCCCAGCUUGCAGCCUUCACUCUUAGAGGACAGUCCACUGGUACAGGCCUUCAACGGGCUCCAGCUGUCCUCAGAGAAGUUGGAAGACAGCAAUAAGCUCAAGCGUUCCUUCUCUCUCGACAUCAAAUCUGUUUCGUAUUCAGCCAGUGUGGCGGCAUCUUUACAUGGCUUCUCCUCAGAGGAUGCUUUGGAAUACUAUAAACCUUCUGCCACACUGGAUGGGACCAACAAGCUCUGCCAAUUCUCCCCUGUUCAGGAGGUAUCAGAGCAGACUCCAGAGACCAGCCCAGAUAAGGAGGAGGCCCACGUCCCCAAGCAGCCCCAACCCAGCAGACCUUCAGAGAGCCAGAGCAAGAGGUUGCACUCAGUGAGAACCGGCAGUAGUGGGGCCACCCAGAGGUCCUUCUUCUCACCGCUGCAUCGGAGUGGGAGUGUAGAGGACAAUUACCACACCAACUUCCUUUUUGGCCUUUCCACCAGCCAGCAACACCUCACCAAGUCUGCUGCAGGGCAUGGUCUCAAGGGCUGGCAUUCGGAUAUUCUGACUCCCCAGUCCUCCGCCCCCUCCCUGACCAAUAGUUGGUAUUUUGCCACAGAGCCUUCCCGCUUCUGCUCUGCUUCAACCGUCUAUGGAGGCAACACCAGUUACUCUGCCUACAGCUGUAGCCAGCUGCCCACUUGCAGCGACCAAGUCUAUUCUGUGCGUAGGCGGCAGAAGCCCAGUGACAGAGCUGACUCGAGACGGAGCUGGCAUGAAGAGAGCCCCUUUGAAAAGCAGUUGAAGCGCAGAAGCUGCCAAAUGGAAUUUGGAGAGAGCAUCAUGUCAGAGAACAGGUCAAGGGAAGAGCUGGGGAAAGUGGGCAGUCAGUCUAGCUUUUCAGGCAGCAUGGAAAUCAUUGAGGUCUCCUGAGAAGAAAGACCCAGUAACUUCUGUUGACGUUUUGUUUUGUGUCGUGUUCACAAAAAUAUUCCCUGUAAAUCUGAAAUAUGUGUAUGUAUAUACAUAUGUAUUUUUGGAAUAUAGAGCUACGGUGUAAAAGCAAAAGAUGGAUCAUCAACACAGUUGUUCUCUCAACACCUGCACUGAGAACAGCUACUUCUCUCAGAAGAGCGGAAGGGUAGAUGUUAGAACUCCCCCAGCCAGGAGAAGAGAUCUUGUUCAGUGAAUUGCACGUCUUGUUCCUACAAAAGCAAGGGGUUUUGUUUUUGUUGUUCGAAAGCAGAAUCCCUCUCAUUUUCAUGUGCAGCAGAGAUCUCCAGAACUCAUCUCUGUCCAGGCCCUUCCCUAGUGCACCUUAGCGCUGAGACUGAGCCAGCUGUGGGUCGGAGGAAAGCCCCUCUUAGGGACAGACCCUAGUGGGAAGUCCAGGAGAAAUGAUCCUGUCUACAGCUGAGUCAUAAAUCCAAGCUUGAUUGACAGCUGAAGGACAUGGACAUCAUUCUGCUGGAUGAACUAUUAGGAGCCUUGCCUAGAUCUACUUAUAACCAAUCCAGUACCUCAGACAAGACACUUGGGGCCAUCACCACUACCAUGUCUAGGAGCCUGUUUUCUAGGCAUUGGGAAUAUGUAACUUGUCACUUUCCAGACAAAUUCAUACUGUCUAUACACAAAAUCCCAGUGGGCCUGGACGAGCAGUUGCCAUGUACCCUUCUUCUCAGCCUUAAUGAGGAGGGGACCAGCUAGAGUUCAGCAUAGCUUAGAGACUGGGCAGUCAGGUAGCUUAGAGACUUACGCCAGGGAUGGGACACUAAACAGUCUCCUUCCCUCUUUAUAAUAAUCAAAGAAUUAUCUAAAGUGGAUUGUUGAUCCUUAAAUUGACCACAGACUUGGUUUAGAGGUAAAUGUGAAUCAUUGGGCUUGGGAGCCAGAGUGACAGCCCAUUCAGGUUCUCAGCCAAAACAUGGUUUUCAGUUCUGUUUCAUGACAUGGAAUAAAACUAUAGGGAGAUUCGGGAAGAUAAAACUUGAAGCAGGAAACCGAUUUCCUAAGUGGCUUUUUUCCCCUGUGGUAUACAACAAGGGUACUACUUCUAGAAUCUUCUUAGACUUCCAAAUCUACCAUGGGCUUUGGUAAGCAAGAACUAUUCAGAGUCAAACAUACUAGAAAGAUUACAAAGGAGUUGCUGAAUUUUGUCUAGUUGUGAAUACAGGAAAGCUCUUUUCACAGGCUGCCCCGCCUGCUUUCCGAGGAAGGGACAUGUCAGAGUGGAGGCCCACAGUGCUUUCUCAGUCCCUGGCACACAGUCACUGUGUGGACGCAAUCCUGGCAGCUGAGAAUAGAAGGUAGCAAGAACAAGUGUGUUCAGGACAGUACUCAUCUGCCUUUCAACUUCCUGGCUUGAGUUUUCUCCUCUAGAGUACAGCCCUUCUUAAGGCCUUAAUUCACAUCAGCAGGGUGUGGGUGUGGGCAGGUAUGGUCAUGGCUCUUUAAGUGUUGCAAGGGGCUGACUCAUAUCUCAGGUUUUUCUAUGUUUGUGAAGUGGACGGUCCUUUGACUAGGAUGUGACUUAAUGUUUCCUAUAGUGAUUGCUAAAACGAGCGUAGAGUGACAUGGUUCGAAGCUGAAGGGCUUGAUCGUGAAGAUCAUGAGCCUCAUGGACAUACUGGUUCUGUACAGAUAAGCUGUGUCUGGGCAUAAGAUGACGGCAGAGCAGACACUGCCCAGGGAGCAGAUUGCCACUCUGGAGGUUCUCUGUUCAGCAAGCUGUGUUUUUGAUAUACAUCGAAAUCUCUUAUGUAAUCAGAAGCUCCCAAAGCUUCACAGUGAAUUUUGAUACACACACUAAAUGUGUAAGAAUCCACCCUCUUAAAGUCUGGUCACACUGGCAAGACGUAACUUAAAAGUGAAAGCAAUAGCUCAUCAUUAAGGAUGUUCCAGGAGGAUCAAGGGGUUGGCGUCAGUAUCUUUGGGCGGUGUACUGCCUAUGCCAUAAGUCAUGUAGGGCUCUCUGGCCAUGGUCUUCAUCGCUAAUGUCAUAUGAUCAGUUCUGGGAAUCAUAACUACCAUGCUGAAAGGGCUGCCUCUGAGGCACACUGUGGGUGGUAUGGUGGUUGGCUCUCCUCAUGUGAGCACAGGGAAGCCUGGAGUCUUGUGCAGUGAUGCAAAGCAGUGAUUUUAAUGAGCAAAACUAGACUCUGAGAAAUGCUGGAAAUCAUUUAGACCAUUUGUAAAGUUAGAGUGGAAAGACUAUAAAUGUUUAAUAUGAAUAUAGUGUUCUUUGGAGUAAAGCAAGCUGUUGAAUGGUUGUGCAUUUCUCAUUUUGAUGUGUCAUGUAUGUUAAUAUGAUGAAAUAAAAUCAAAACUGGUACCUGUUUAUA